This is a messenger RNA of Trifolium pratense (red clover), 2154 nucleotides long. Its product is annotated as ubiquitin C-terminal hydrolase 12-like. The record is from RefSeq and is a predicted model, not a curated record. NCBI's taxonomy places the organism in Eukaryota, Viridiplantae, Streptophyta, Magnoliopsida, Fabales, Fabaceae. The coding region runs from base 1 to 2154 and encodes 717 amino acids. The transcript has 12 exons. Gene Ontology annotation, molecular function: protein binding.
AUGGAAAAUAUCACAGGCUGGAUGGCACCAGGAAGCAAAGAUGAAAGAAGAACAAAUACAGUCGUUGCUCAACCGGAAAUUGCCAACACUGUGGAUAGAUUGCACGUCAAGGAACCUUCUCCUUUUCGGUUCACAUGGAGAAUUGACAGAUUUUCUCAGAAGAAGUUGAAAAAGAAAAAGGUCUAUUCAGAUGUGUUUGAAGUUGGGGGUUCUAAAUGGCGUCUACUUAUUUUCCCAUAUGGGAACAAUGUCGACUUUUUGUCCGUGUAUUUAGCUGUUGCAAAUUCAUAUAGUUUGCCCUGUGAUUGGAGUAGACAUGCAAACUUUAGCAUGAAAGUAGUUAAUCAAUACUAUUAUUACCUAUCUAAGAGAAAAGGUAGCCUAUUUAAUUUGUUACUUAAAUUGUUACACGAUGAACUACGAUGCAUGUAUGUUGAGCAUAGUUUCAUGAAGCACCGUUUCAAUGAACGAGAAAGUGAUUGGGGUUUCAGGUACUUCAUACCUUUCGAUGAAUUGUAUAAUCCUUCAAGAGGGUAUCUUGUGAAUGAUACUCUUGUAGUUGAAGUUGAAGUUGAAGUAACAUGUAGUGUUGAUGAGAAAGAAGAUGAAGACCUAUACACUUAUAUAAAGGUGGUACAAGAUGAAGACCUUGUAGAACAGAUUGGAAAUUAUAUAUUUUUUGAUCUUGUAGACGAUGAAAAAGUGAGGAGUUUCCGUGUUCAAAAGAAGACAACCUUUUACAUUUUCAAGGAAGAGGUUGCUAACGAGUUUGGCAUACCAGCUCAAUUCCUGCGCUUUUGGCUAUGGGAAAAGCGUCAAAACAAUACAUAUCGUCCUUCAAGGCCAUUGACACAAAUUGAGGAAGCAGGACCUGUUGGACAAUUUAAUACGGUGUUUUUGGAAGUGGAGCAUGGGCCGGGUUUUCGUCUCAUCACACCACUCAAUAAGCGCAAUGAUGAUAUAUUACUUUUUUUCAAGUUAUAUUAUCCUGAAAAAGAAGAGCUACGUUAUGUUGGAAAGCUCUUUGUGAACCGUACUGAUAAGCCACCAGAAAUCUUGACAAAGUUAAAUAAAUUGGCUGGAUAUGAUCCUGAUGAAGAGAUUAAUCUUUUUGAGGAGAUUAGGUUUUCGCCAGUUGUCAUGUGUGAACCUGUUGACAAGAAAUUAACAUUUCAACAAAGCGAGGUAGAAAAUGGUGAUAUUAUAUGCUUUCAAAAAGCUUCUGCAAUGGAUAAUGUGAAACUUUUCCGCUAUCCUGAUGUGCCUUCAUACUUAAAAUAUGUUAGCAAUGAACGAUCAUCGGCUUUUUCUUCAUCAGGCAAAGAAUCUAAAGAUGAACAAUCAUCGGAGGAGCAAAACAAAAACAUUAUAGACUUUCAACAAACAAAUUGUAACGAAAACACCGAUGCUCUAGAGUCAAAAGUGAAAAUCGAGACCAUUGAAAAAAUUGAUGCUAUGGUAGAUGAGGAUGUCAUUGUUGCAAUUGACAAAGUUUUAUCAGAAUGGAUUACCAUUUCAUUACAAUAUCAGCCUUCUAACGGAGGGCAAGAAAAAGUCUCAAAACUUCUUCAAGAAUUGAGGAAUAUCGCCUUUAAAGAAGACUUGGUUAAAAAAUUUAAAGAAGGUCUCGUCGUUCAUGAAGUUAACUUCAAUGCAGUCAAGGAAAAAAUUGACGCUAAUGAUGACUUGUUUUCCUCUCACCAAUUAGAACAAGUCAGCGUCGUUGUCAACCUUCUCAACAAUAUUGUGAGGGUGUUUGAGAAACUUGAAAAGUUGAAAAAAGAGCGAGACUCGGCUAAGAAGAGCAUUGACCAAGAUAAAGAAGCAUUGAAGGAGACAAGACAGAAAAUAUUGACCUCAAAGACUUCUUUCACAAACCACCAAACCGAAUUCGACUCUCUUGAUGCUCAGAUUUAUGAUCUUAAAGCGAAGCUCGAAGAACUCCAAGGUGAAAGGGCCAAAAUUGCUGAGGUUCAAGAUCAAGAGAAAGAUAAGAUAACAUCUUUGAACAAAGAAGUUAAAUCCAUUUUACAUCGCCUCGUUGAUGAUCAAAUCAAGUUGAAAAAUGUUGUAGUUAAAAUUGUGGAGGCUGAAACUAAUUUGCAAAACCUUGAGAAGCUUUACCAAACCUUCAAGAAAUUCCCUCCAUUUUGA